UUUGUAUAUUGUUAAAUUGUGUACAAUACGUCUUCUUUUAUUGUACAUUUUCAUUUUCAUUCUGAAAGCUAGUGUUUUUCAUGACUCACUAGUAUAAUUUAGGGCCUAUUUAAUUAAAAUAUUUUAAGUAAUUGUGCUUUAAUUCAUUUUAAAUUCCUUUCAUUUCUUAUCGAAUUUGUUUAGUAAGCCGUUAACCAUUAUCAAGUUUUUGUUUAUAUAUAUUCCAUUAAAAUGAGCUACCGAGACACCUACUCAAUAUAUCCGAGAUAUCAUUCAUACAGUGCGGCUAAAGAACAGCGAGUAGGCUCCUACCCAAGGACAAUAAUGAAUUAUGGGUCGACGCCAUCUUCUGUUUUGAGUUCGCUGUCGUCUUUCCGCUCCAGGCCUUACACUGGCUUAGGAGUCAGCCAGUACAGUCCUACACCAGAUGUCAACGAAGUCUACCCAGGCUUAUUCGUCGGAGAUGCGGUGGCGGCGAAAGAUAAAGCCUUUCUUCGACGAAUGGGCAUCAACUACGUGUUAAACACAGCUGAGGGCAAACGAUACACUCAAGUUGACACAGACCACCUAUACUAUGCCGACUAUCCUGGACUACGGUACAAAGGCUUCCAGCUAAUGGAUCUCCCAACGACGGACAUAUCGAAGUACUUCCACAUCGCCGCGAACUUCAUCGAUGAAGGAUUAUCUCGUGGAGGUCGCGUGCUCGUGCACUGCAUGAUGGGUGUUUCAAGGUCAGCGACUUGCGCAAUCGCCUUCCUAAUGAUAAAACGAGGCAUGACCUUAACCGAGGCGCUCGCUCUAGUCCGCUCCCGCCGCGACAUUCAUCCCAACGACGGUUUUGUUCGCCAACUUCAAGAGCUAGACAGGGAACUUCGCCUGUCUAGGGUCCGCUGACAUCAAACCCCUCUCCCGCCUUUCUACAGUUUGUCUCUCGAACAUGGAAGCUCUCAUUUACGCGUUCGAAGUCUCGACCGAACUUACAAUAGUCGAUAUUAGUUUUUUUCGAUUCGGUCCCAUCUUACAACGAUUCGGAGUUUGCGAACUGAAAUGAAAUUAUUUAUAUUUUUUUUAAACUGUU
This is a messenger RNA of Melitaea cinxia (Glanville fritillary), 1078 nucleotides long. RefSeq names its product dual specificity protein phosphatase 13-like. Gene Ontology annotation, cellular component: cytoplasm. The record is from RefSeq and is a predicted model, not a curated record. Gene Ontology annotation, biological process: protein dephosphorylation; negative regulation of MAPK cascade. The transcript has 5 exons. Gene Ontology annotation, molecular function: MAP kinase phosphatase activity; protein tyrosine/serine/threonine phosphatase activity. Bases 232 to 894 code for a protein of 220 amino acids. Lineage: Eukaryota; Metazoa; Arthropoda; Insecta; Lepidoptera; Nymphalidae.